AUAGUACUCCUCGGCAGCAUAUUUCCAACGCUAGCUAAUCCUACCGUUUAAUCAUCUUCGAUCUAUCGUCGCCCGAUCUAACAACUGAUAUAUACUAUAUGAGGUAAUUGAUCGAUCUUAUUAUUAAUGAUGGGGAGAUCAUCAGCAACAGCAUCAGCGUGGUGCGAUGAUGAUCAAGAUGAAAAGAGCAGCACAGAUACAAUGAUAAAGAAAGGGCCAUGGACACCAGAAGAGGAUCAAAAGCUUGUGGAAUACCUUGAAAGAUAUGGGCAUGGGAGUUGGAGAGCACUCCCCAAGCUGGCAGGUUUGAACAGGUGCGGUAAGAGUUGCAGGCUGCGCUGGACCAACUAUCUCCGGCCUGACAUCAAGAGGGGUAACUUCUCCCAGGAAGAAGAGCAAACCAUCCUCAACCUCCAUUCUCUUCUUGGCAACAAAUGGUCGGCGAUAGCUAGCAAUCUUCCUGGAAGGACGGAUAACGAAAUCAAGAACUUUUGGAAUACCCAUUUAAAAAAGAAGCUGCUCAAAAUGGGCAUCGACCCUGUCACCCACAAUCCUAUCUCAACCACUGGUACUAACAUUGAUCAUCAUCAGUAUCUCAUGAUCAUCAAUCAAAUUCUUUCCAGUUUGGCUCCGCAGUUGCUCGCUGCUUCUUCUUCUUCUUCUUGUUCAAGCACUAGUACAUGUAAUCCUCUGAUGCUGAAUAAUCCAUGGGAAUGGGACCGUAUUAACAACAUCAAUAAUAAUGUGAAUAUGAAUGCUCUCCUGGGGCUCCACUUGUCCGACGCCAAAACCGAAGUUUUGCAAACCAUACUUCAACAGCAACUCCUAAGCACUGGUAGUCCUCCAAAUAAUAGUAAUUAUGUGGAGGCCGCUCUUAAUUAUCUUUUAGGGUCAUCAUCAUAUUCAUAUAAUAAUUCAGUUCCUGAUGAUCAUCAUCAACAGAUCUGUGGUCAAUAUCAUUCUCAUCAUCAUCCCCAAAGUUUUAGCGUCAAUAUUGGUGCCCCAGUUCAUACUAAUACUCAAUUUUCCCACUUAAGUAUUCCAAACAUAAUACAUAAACCUCCUCAUCUUCUUGAGCACGAUCAGCAGCCACUGCCGGUAUACGUGGCAAGCAGCGCAGGCCCAGCCUCAAACUUGAUUUAUACGGCCGGCACGAUGAUCAACAAGACCGGCCAGCAGCUCGGUGGCCCAUCAUCAGGAUCAUAUUCAUAUGCAACUCCAACAGUAGCUUCAGAUCAUCAUCAACUACCUCUUUUGGUGCCCUCACCCGAGUGUUCUGCUGCCAAUAUUAAUCUAAUGACGGGAAAUAAGAUUGUUGAUACUAGGACUAAUAACCCUAAUACUAAUCAAGAUCAUGUAAUUUCUGACCCAAACUCACGCAGUACUUCAACUACUUCAACCACCUUUGAAGCUUGGGGGGAUCUUAUGGAUCAUCAUGAUGAACCAACUAAUCAUUCCUACUGGAAACACAUCAUCCUAGAUCCUUAAUUAGCAUCUUUGCAGACAUGGCCAAUCUCGUAGAAGAUCAGUUUCAUUUCAUGUCCCAGCUGGAUCGAUCCAUUUAAUUAUAUAGUAUACCAGAUCAAUAACUUUAGCAUGUUCAUCUACAUAUACGUACCGAUGGCUUUACAAUUAUGUAAAAACAAAAAAAAUGGGUAUACCCAUGGUAUCCUUCAUGUGUAAAUAGUUUUUUUAAAUUUAUUGAACCACAUAUAUAGUAUCAGCUUGAACUGAUCCGUUUUUUAAUAUGUAUACUUUUUUUGUUUCUUGAUCUGGCUAUAAAUCUA
Malus domestica (apple) is the source of this 1787-nucleotide messenger RNA. Its product is annotated as transcription factor MYB53-like. NCBI's taxonomy places the organism in Eukaryota, Viridiplantae, Streptophyta, Magnoliopsida, Rosales, Rosaceae. The record is from RefSeq and is a predicted model, not a curated record.